Molecule: messenger RNA, 1513 nt
Organism: Ipomoea triloba (trilobed morning glory)
Lineage: Eukaryota; Viridiplantae; Streptophyta; Magnoliopsida; Solanales; Convolvulaceae
Exons: 7
Coding region: 451-1152 (233 amino acids)
Source: RefSeq, a predicted model, not a curated record
UGCAGUGUACACUACAUAUACUACCACGACGCACCGCACGCGUAUAGUAUACACACAAAGUUCCUUUUUUCAUAAACUCUACGUGCUCCCUUAGAUUCCCUCCUUUUCCUCCCUCCUUUUUCUUUGACUCUGUAGCUUUGCAAUUGCAAUUCCAGCCCCCUCUACCUCCCUUCCUCCCUGCUCCGAAGAAGAUAACACAACUCCAUUGAUUCCAUGCAUCUUUCUCCGAAUCUUUCAAUUAAUCUCAACACCCCCUGCAACUUAAUUCCCUUGUUUCAUAUUUUUCUCCCCACCUGCUUCCUUAGCUUCUUGUGUUUCUGAUUUCUUUGAAACCGUGCCUUUUGGUGCCCUUACCUUCAUUCUUGGCACAUACAUAGAUGUGUGCAGUAAUUUUGGCUUGUGUGUUAGUUGUUGUAUGAAAAAGCUGUGGUUUUUAUUGGGGUGUGUGGAAUGGCUGCUAUAAACAAUGGGGGGAAGGGUAAGAAUUCGACCAGUGGAGUAGAGAAUUCUGUGGGUGCGGGUUCUGGUGUUUUUGUUGCUCCGCCGAUGAGAUUCCAGAAUAACCAGAAGAUUAACAUGGAGUGGAGUGCUGAAGAACAGGCUAUACUGGAGGAAUGUCUUGUCAAAUUUGCAUACGAUUCAAACAUAGUUCGCUACGCAAAAAUUGCUGUGCAGCUGAAUAAUAAGACGGUCCGGGAUGUGGCGUUGCGCUGCAGAUGGAUGGCUAAAAAGGAAAACGCGAGGAAAAGGAAAGAGGAUCUGAAUCCAUUGAGGAAGAUGAAAGAUAAAAAGGACAAAUUGAUCGAUCCCGCAUCAACAACAAGUUCCAACUUAAUGGUCCAGCCUGGUUUUUCUCCUUACGCCCAAGGAACAGCUACCAAUAGCAAUGGCAAUUCAGCCUCAUUAAAUGCCACGGUACAACUUCUUCAACAUAACUCUCAGGUCUUUGAUCAGAUUUCUGCAAAUCUCUCCUCAAAUCAGAUACAGGACAACAUUGUUCUCUUGUGUCAAGCUCGCGAUAAUCUCUUCAGAAUAUUAAGCAACCUUAAUGAGCAGCAAAACUUCGUAGCUCGGAUGCCACCACUUCCGGUUGAGGUGAACGAGGAGCUGGCUAAUUCCAUUCUUCCCCCCUCGACUCGUCUGAGGAAGUGAUGGUCCUUUUCACCGCAAUGAUUAUCCUAAAGGAAGAGAGUUAUUAAUCAAGUUCUUGACUUCUUGCUCUAGAGAAACCAGUUUCAAGUAGAUUUAAAGGGUAUAUAUAUUUGAGUAAUUUACUUUGUGUUUUUGAUUUCCUACUAGAAUGAGUCUGAACAGCUCGGUUUAUAAGGAUGUAAGAUUGUACAGCAAUAAAGCAGACAUAUCUUGCAUUACAAAUUCAAGGUUUCCUUUGAUUAAGGUAGUAGUAGUUUACAAACCUCUCUGCUGGAGAAGCAAAUUACAGAUGUAGGAACAGAAUUUGCAGGUAAUAGACACAGCAGUGUGAAUAAUAAAUAGUGUUUGUAUUUCUUUCAAA